Messenger RNA from Trametes versicolor FP-101664 SS1, 1638 nucleotides. Its product is annotated as carotenoid ester lipase precursor. The record is from RefSeq and is a predicted model, not a curated record. NCBI's taxonomy places the organism in Eukaryota, Fungi, Basidiomycota, Agaricomycetes, Polyporales, Polyporaceae. The coding region runs from base 1 to 1638 and encodes 545 amino acids. The transcript has 15 exons.
AUGUCAACUUUACUCAAGCUGUUACUCGGCGCGAUCGCGUCGACCAGCGUCACUGCAGCGCAGGUUACGGUCAAGCUCGACGACGCGACCGUCAUCGGGACGCGCAACGGGACCGUGACGCAGUUCCUCGGGAUCCCGUUCGCGCAGCCUCCGGUAGGAAAGCUACGUCUGCAGCUGCCACAGCCGAUCCCGCGCUUCAGCGGGACGAUCAACGCGACGACGUUCGGGAACCAGUGCAUACAGCAGAGUGUGCCUCCGCCUGACAUACCGCCCGGCCUGCCUGCGGCGAUCUCGACCUUCCUCGGGAUCGGGAAGCCGAACCAUGACAGCAUACCGGCGAUCCCUCAGAGCGAGGAUUGUUUGAACAUCAACGUCAUCGUUCCGGCGGGCACGAAGCCUGGGGAUAAACUUCCCAUCGCGGCGUGGAUAUACGGAGGCGGAUACCAGGUUGGCUCCAACGCGGUACAACCCGGGGCUGUGGUUGUAAACCGAUCUAUCGAGCUCGGGCAGCCUAUCAUCUUCGUGGCCAUGAACUAUCGUCUAAGCGCAUUCGGCUUCUUGGGAGGGCAAGAAAUCCAGAAGGCGGGACUUGGGAACCUCGGUCUUCAAGACCAGCGGGAAGCACUGCGAUGGGUGCAGAAACACAUCUCGGCGUUCGGUGGAGACCCCACGAAGGUGACCAUAUGGGGCGAGAGCGCGGGCAGCCAAUCCGUCGCGUUCCAGAUGGUCACGAACGGCGGCCACACCGAGGGCCUCUUCCGCGCGGGGUGGAUGGAGUCCGGAUCGGCCCUCCCUUCGGGCGACUUUUCUAAGCUGCAGCCCACCUUUGAUUUCAUCGCGUCGGAGACCGGAUGUGCUUCCGCGAACGAUGUGCUCGAAUGCCUGCGCCAGGCCCCGGUUGAUGCCAUCACGGCUGCCAUGAACAGGACGCCGACGUUCCUAGGAUUCCAGGCUCUUAACACGCCAUUCAUGCCCCACGCCGACGGGGUGUUUCUGCGCGACAACCCGCAGAAGCUCGUGCUGGAGGGCAGCGUCGCCGACGUGCCGUUCGUGAUUGGGUCGAACGAGGAUGAAGGCACUCUGUUCACACUAGCAUCGCUGAAUCUCACCACUGAGCAGGAGCUGACUGCCUACCUGAAAGGCAACUACUUCCCCAACGCGAGCGACGCGACCAUCGCGCGACUCCUGGAGCUGUACCCUGCGGACCCAGCAGCGGGAUCCCCCUUCGGUACCGGGGACAACUUCACGUUUACGCCGGUCUACAAGCGGCUCGCCGCAUUCCAGGGCGACUUCAUCUUCCAAGCCACCCGGCGGUUCCUGCUCGAUCAGCGCUCCGGAAAGCAAGUCGCGCGCUCAUUCUUGAGCGAGCGCAACAAAGUCACGGGCUUGGGCGCCGCGCAUUCCACAGAACUCGCUAUAAUCUUCGGGGGGCAGGACAUGACCGACUUCCUGGUCCGCUUCGUCAACACUCUGGACCCGAACGGCGGCCCGGAGAUUCACUGGCCGGCUUACACGUCGGAGUCCCCGCAGCUCCUUGCGUUCGUCGACGGGGCAAAGCCUUUGGAAGUGAUCCCGGACACCUUCCGCAAGGAUGCAAUGGACUUUGUCACACAGCUGGGUCUUGCGCAGCCUAUCUAG